This is a messenger RNA of Arachis stenosperma, 1467 nucleotides long. RefSeq names its product protein IQ-DOMAIN 9-like. The record is from RefSeq and is a predicted model, not a curated record. The coding region runs from base 416 to 1258 and encodes 280 amino acids. Gene Ontology annotation, molecular function: protein binding. The transcript has 6 exons. Lineage: Eukaryota; Viridiplantae; Streptophyta; Magnoliopsida; Fabales; Fabaceae.
CUUGUGUAUGUACUGUUUGUUCUCUCUCCUUUUUGUUUGGUUUAGUUUGUAUCUUUUUCUCCUUCCACAUCAUAAUGUCAACAAAUCAAUGGUGGUGUAGGGGUCAUGGCAUCUCAUAUUCUACACCCACUCACCUUUUACUUCUGACCCUUCAUCUCUAUUUCUCUUUUCUCUUUUGAGCUUUCCUUGGACACUUCCCAUUUCUUGAUCAUAGUUUCAACUAAAAUUACUACCAGGGUUUAUGUCCAUUUGAAAGAAGUUACUUACUUCACAUCAAGCAUGGGUUCAGGCCAUUGGUUUAAGACAAUCAUUCGAUUAAGAAAAUCAAAACAAAGCAGAUCAAAGAAAUCAAAGGGAUCUUUAGCUUCAUUGAAGAUAAAGAAUAAUACAGAAAGAGAGUCUAGUGGUUCAGCAAAUGGAACUAGUACUGCAAGUGAAAAUCUUGUGUCCUCUGGGGUACCACUUGAAACUAUUGCUGCAACAAGAAUACAGAUGGCAUUCCGGGCAUACAAGAUCUUUCUUAAAGCCAUCUACUUUUUUUUCGUUUUACCAAGACGACAUUCGAAUUCUACAGGCUAGAAAAUCUUUAGGCCGAUUAAAAGGAUUGGCAAAACUAAAGAUUCUGACAGAAGGUUACUCUGUUAGAAAACAAGCUACUACAGCCAUAAAUUAUCUUCAUUCAUGGAGUAAGAUACAGACAGAUAUUAGAGCUCGCCGAAUCUGUAUGGUGACAGAAGACAGGAUCAGGCGGAAGAAACUGGAUUCACAGCUAAAGCUUGAAGCAAAGCUCCAUGAUCUGGAGGUGGAUUGGUGUGGAGGCCCUGAAACCAUGGAGGAAAUCGUUGCAAGGCUACAUCAGAGAGAAGAAGCAGCAGUUAAGAGGGAAAGAGCCAUGGCUUAUGCCUUUUCUCAUCAGUGGAGGGCUAACUGUAGUCAGAGUCAAGGGCUAGGCAGUUAUGAACUUGGCAAAGCUAACUGGGGUUGGAGCUGGAAGGAGUGCUGGAUUGCGGCUCGCCCGUGGGAAAGCCGCAUCCCCAACCUAACCGUGAGUCCCAAGAAAGCUCAAAAUAAGUACUCAAGCCAAGGUCAGAAGGAUAAGAACGCAUUGACACCAAAUGAACAAGUUUCAGUUAAAGCUCCUUCACCUAAUGUAAAAGGCACUCCUCCUUCUUUAGGUAGUGCAAAAGGGUCUACAAAAGCUAGGAGACUAUCUUACCCAACCACACAGAACAUGGUGGUGCAUGAAGGAAAGCAAUGAAAUCUCAUGUGGCUGGCACUCAUAAUAUGCAGUUUUCAUUUAAUUCAAGCCUAUUGUGUAACAUUUUUUUUCCUUCCUUGUGUUUUUAUGUUACUUCAGUGUUCCAAAUUGAUCAAAUAUUCACAAAAUUAGAGAACCAACAGACUUGUCUUUCUAAAAAGAGUAGACAUUCAAACUGUAAUAUCAAGCUUAUGACAUGGACUAAUUUC